AUGCAUUUCUUUUCAAUUCUAUUAGCCGCUGGCACGGCGAGCCUUGCCCUAGCAGCUCCCAUCACAGACAAGAAGAAGCGUGUUUCCAAGUUUCAAUUCUUCGGCGUGAACGAGAGUGGCCCAGAAUUUGGAAACACGAACUUGCCUGGAGCUUUGGGUAAAGAUUAUGUGUGGCCAACUUUGAGCACAAUCGAUACCUUCGUCAACCAAGGCUUCAAUACUUUCCGCAUCAACAUUAUGAUGGAGCGUAUCAUUCCCAACUCGAUGACUGGCUCAUUGGACGCCACCUAUCUAGCGGACCUUAAGACGACGGUUGAGUAUAUCACGAACAAAGGAGCCUAUGCUCUGAUUCUCCCACACAACUACGGCCGCUACUAUGACAACAUCAUUACCGACACGUCCGGCUUCGAAGCGUUCUGGAAGACCCUUGCUGGAGCCUUCUCAAACAACAGCAAAGUAAUCUUUGACACCAACAACGAAUUCCACGACAUGGAUCAAUCCCUCGUCGUGCAACUCAACCAAGCCGCCAUAAACGGCAUUCGAGCUGCCGGCGCCACCUCUCAAUAUAUCACCGUCGAAGGCAACGACUGGACAGGCGCUUGGACUUGGACUACCGGGCAAAACGGCGCCACCAUGGGCGCGCUCACGGAUCCCAACAAUAAGCUCAUCUACCAGAUGCACCAGUACCUCGACAGCGACGGUUCCGGGACCAGCGCAACCUGCGUGUCGAGCACUAUUGGCAAAGAGCGCCUGGUUGCGGCAACGCAGUGGCUCAAGUCGAAUGGCAAGAAAGGCAUCAUUGGUGAGUUUGCUGGUGGUGCGAACAGCCAGUGCGAGACAGCUGUGCAGGGCAUGCUGAGCUACAUGCAGCAGAACAGCGACGUUUGGCUGGGUGCUCUGUGGUGGGCUGCGGGACCUUGGUGGGGAGACUAUAUCUUUUCUAUUGAGCCGACCUCUGGAACGGCGUAUAGUGCGUAUAUGAGUACGUUGACCGCCGCAGAGUAGGUGUUGAAGGAGUACGGUUGAGGCUGGUGUAGCCGGGCAACGCAUAUGGAGGGGUUCGAUCAAAAAUGCUAGGAAAUAGACUUCGCUUCUGUAAUACUAUCGCCGUCUUGGUACCAGCGU
Messenger RNA from Mytilinidion resinicola, 1125 nucleotides. RefSeq names its product endo-beta-1,4-glucanase. Gene Ontology annotation, biological process: glucan catabolic process. Gene Ontology annotation, molecular function: hydrolase activity, hydrolyzing O-glycosyl compounds. The record is from RefSeq and is a predicted model, not a curated record. Bases 1 to 1005 code for a protein of 334 amino acids. The transcript is spliced from 3 exons. NCBI's taxonomy places the organism in Eukaryota, Fungi, Ascomycota, Dothideomycetes, Mytilinidiales, Mytilinidiaceae.